CUGACAGCAGUUGGUUAGGUUGCGCGUGGGUGAGUGUGUGUUUGUGCGUUCACACAACACUAGCGCCACUUAAUAGAGACCGAAAGGUGAUUCGAUUUCGCGAACUAAUCCUGGCAGCGCGGAGCGGUCAGUACGUGUGCCAUUCCGCACCGAGAAAUGGCAGCCGACGAGACGCGUUCGGAUAGCAGGAGCGCGAGCACGUUGCCGAAGAACGAGGUCGUGUGUGAGAACGCAGUGACAGCUGUGCACGGGUACGGGUUUUAAAUCUGUUAUGAUUAAGAACGUACCGGGUAACACCGGUCGCCGACCAGCUGCGAGUCCGGAGCGGAAAAUAUUGUCGUAGAUACCGCGUGACGGAAAGUUCGGUGGCUUUUUCUUUUAUUCGGUUUUCUCGCGUCCUCGUAGGCGAAUUACCAAGGUCGUUUGCGAUCCGAAGGGUGUGUGUUUACCGAACCUCUUUUGGAUACAACUAGCCGCAAGAUGUGGUGUCUCGUUAGCCAAGCGAACUCAGUCAUCCUCGAGGUGCAGGUUGAUCCCAAAGCCAUUGGUCAAGAGUGCCUCGAAAAGGUGUGCGAUUGUCUCGGAGUCAGCAAGGAGUGCGACUACUUCGGGCUGAAGUAUCAGAAUGCAAAGGGCGAGGAGCUUUGGUUGAACCUGAGAAAUCCCAUAGAGAGGCAAACCGGAGGCGGUGUAGCGCCGCUGAGGUUCGCGUUGAGGGUUAAAUUUUGGGUACCGCCUCACCUGUUGCUGCAGGAAGCCACCAGGCAUCAAUUCUACUUGCACUCUCGUUUGGAGCUGGUCGAGGGUAGACUGAAGGUUUCGGACUGGGGAUCCGUGGCGCGUCUGGUCGCCUUAAUAGCUCAAGCCGAUGGCGGCGAUUACGAUGUCAUGUCGCCACCCCACGCCCUUUAUUCCCAGUGCUGUCAGAUACAGCCGACGGAACCGUACGAGCCGAAACCUCCAGACUUUCUGCACCGGAUAGUCCAGCAACACAAGGAAAUUAAGGGCAUGAAAACUUCGACCGCCGAGUAUUGGCUGCUGAAAGAAAUAUCCAAUUUGGACACAUUCGGUCAGGAAAUGUUCCACAGUAAAUUCGGAUACAACGGAGUAUCCGUGAUAGGAGUUGGGCCUCACGGGAUCACGGUUUAUCACACCCAGGACGAGGAAACGCAAAACAUACCGUACACAGCGAUACAAAGCGCGACGUCUCAGCGUCGAAUGUUUCAUUUGGUGUACCUGUCUCUGGACGGCGAGGAAACUUCGUUGAACUUUAAAUUGGAUUCGAGUCAAUCAGCCAGCGGACUUUACCGAGCGAUCACCGAGAAGCACGCAUUUUAUAGUUGCGAGACGGUCAGGAGCGCGGUCACCGCUCAAUUUAUCCGGGAUCUGAAGGGUACUAUAAUCUCGAUUUUUAACGAGGAUUCGACGCUGGGGAAGAAAUAUGUGUUCGACAUUCGCAGAACGUGCAGGGAGGUGUACGACAAUGCGCGACGCGCUUUGUACUGCGAGGCGGCGACCGUCAGAUUACCAGAGGAGAAGGAAAUCUUGGAGACGCAUGGCUGCGCUGGGGAUUGCGUGGAUCCGAAGUGCAAGGAAUCUCGGGAAUGCCUGGCAAGAUUAUUGGACGCCAUGCUCUGUCGCAUUUGCAUGGAUCGCAGCCUGGACACAGCGUUGUUUCCGUGUGGACAUGCCGUGGCCUGCUUGGAUUGCGCCAGACGCUGCGAGCGUUGUCCACUUUGUAGAGCGGACAUAGACCAUUGUCGAACGAUAUAUCUGCCUAUCGAGCUGACGCACAUCGAUAAGCACAAUUCCAAGUCGGUCUCGGAGACCAUCGGACCCGUCUUUGGCGAGACGUCCACCGACGAGAUUCCGAAGAGGACUUUGAGGACCGAGACCCCAGUAAACGUUAGCGACAUUUGAGAUCGUCGUAUGCGAAGGUUCAGCGUGUUUCAAAGGUUUUACAGAAUCUUUACUUGUCGAAUGGAGAAGAUGCAUUGAGAUCUCGAGUGUAGGAACGAUCGUCGGGUCACUCCUCUCGAGUAGAGAUGAGACUACUCGAAUAUUUCUGUAUUCCAAUAUUAUUUGAACGUUAAACUGAUCGAAUACUUUUUGAAUAUUGUAUCAAUAUUUGUUCAUCCAAAUCUUACAUGAAUAACUGUUAACAUUUAACUGUUCAAAUAUUAUAUAAAUAUUUGACUAUUUAAAUACUAUUUGAAUAUUCGAUAAACUGGUCAACUAUCUGUAUAUUCGUAGUAUUUACAUAGUGUGGUUUACGACUAUAAAUCAUUUUCUUUAAGUUUAUGCUAAACAAGAUUGGAAUACUCAAAUAUUCGAGGUGUCCCAAGCGCUACUUCCGAGACGCUGUGAAUUUUAUUUUUAUAUUUUCAUGUCAAUUUCUAGUUCUCCUUCUUCUUCUUUUUUUUUUUUCUAACCCAGGAAAGAGUCAUUUCGUAUCGUUUACGAACCCCUUCGUGCCUGAACUCAGCAAAUAUUAUUUCUUAUAUGUUUCACACUGCGCACGAUUGCAGGUAGUGUACCAACCCUAACAAAUAAUCCAUAAAAGUAAAGGACACAAUGUCAUAAUAAAAGCAUAAAUUUUCUGAAGCUGUCGCGUAUCGAUACAGUGGGCACGAAGGGCUAGACCGUCGUCAUUCGCGUAGAAGAUCAAUUGUUAAUUUAAUCGCGUCCAAAAGUCAUUUUCAAAAAGCUAUGAAGUUUCUUCUUGAGGAAACAAACAGUAGUUCGUUAUACGAUCCUUUAAAUCUAGAUCUACGAUAUUUCUAAUAAUGUUACUUCUUAAUUGUAAUGACAACGAUCACUAUCUUAAUCGAGCGACCGAAAUAUGCUAUUAGUAGCAUAUGAUCUCCGACGUGCAGUGCUGCCGUUAUUUCGACAAGAAGAGAAAGAGUAGUAUAUAAUUUAAAUCAAUGCAAAAUUCGAUGCGUCAUGUACAGACUUUUUAUUCUUAUCGACAAUCGGACCAAUAAGUUCUAUUUUUAUUGAAUUGUUGUUUGUAAUACUUCUUUCGUUAUUUUUGUUCCUCUUAGAUAGGUUGUACGCUUUUUUUUCAAUCUACUUCUUCUUCUCUUAUGUAUCAAUUUUCAUUUAAACAACGGUCUCGGGGCACUCGGGUGAAGAGUUUUAUCAAAACCGGUGACCCCUCAUAUUUUUUAAUAUAAUAUGCGUUAUUCAUUACGCAUAUGCAGUAUCGUUUACAAAACGGCUGCUAUGACGGCAUUCCUCGUAAAGGACGUUUCAUUUAAUGCGUACGCAAAUCUUGAACUUGAACGAUCUGUCUUCUACAUUGUAAAUCGUUCGUUUAUCGCGAGUCGUUUUGUUUAUCGUCGUUGAGAUGUUUAGGUAAUUGCUUGAUAAUAGGAAACUCUCAAUUCGCUAGGAUCGUUAACGAUCGCGAUGGUUAAUUAACGCGUUACGUAUUAAUUCUUUUUUCUUUGAAACGUCCUAUACGAGAAGGAAUCCUUGUUACAGUAAUAUCUGUUUAUAUGUACAUAAGAAACGAGAUAACCCGCGGUGGGGUCGAGCGAGUAAAAAGUCAUGAGUUCACCAAAUGUCAAAUCUGAUUUAACCAGCUCAGCGCGUAUGCCAUCUUGUAAGUAAGUCAUAAUAAAAGAAACACACGUUGAUUGUCGCGUAUAAAAAGAUAAUUUACCGUGUUACGAGUUAGCGAUAUUUCGUUUGAAAGAUAGGAUGAGAGAAGACCUGGUUUUCUAAUCAAAAGAAGAGAAUGCACGGAUUUUGAGCGUUCAAUGAAACGUGGAAACUUUUGCGUAUUAUUUAUUUUGUUCCUCGCGUGACGUAUCAUCCUUCUUUCAAUUCCUCGAUCGUCGAGAACGCUUUUAUCGUUACCAUCGCCGAAAGUGAGCGUCAAGUUAGUUCAAACACCUGUGUAUGUAGCAUUUUAUGAACGUGCAUGCGUGUGGAAAGGGAGAAUGCGAAAACAAGGAAAUCGUUGUAGUCAUUCAUCAAUGCAAAGCAGACCUAGUUUAUAAUUAUUUAUAAGAAAAAGGAUAAUAGCGUUUUUACGUGCUACUACGUUUAAUGACAAUUAUUACCGUCGAGUCUCGUUAAAGUCAGUUUAGCGUGAUCUUCUUUUUCCUGACACGUUCAGCGCUUUACAUCUAUUACUCUACAUCUUUUUAGUUUCCUUUAGUAUUUUUAUAUCUUAUCGGUUAAGAAAAUCGUGAUUACGCUGCUUCUACGAAUCAAAUAUCGAUUUCAGUGAUUCCGUAGUCGUAAAUGCAGUGACAAGUAUGUACAACAGUGUUAAAUCGAACGUUAUGAUAUUAUUCGUAAUAAUGUUGAAGUUAUCGUUGGUGCAAUACACGUCAGGCUACUUCCGCGUUGUGAAAAACAAGAAUUUUCCUCGAAAUUCUUUUUUAACUGGUAUUCAUCGAUGGACUGUUAAAUUCUGUCAUCUCUGUUCCAAAAGCAGUGUUCCGUAAAUUUUAAUGGUCUGCGAUCUUGCGGAUUACAAACAUUUGUACCAUCGCUAUGCGUUUAUUCGUUAUAUGUAAAGUUAAUAAUAACAACAGCAACAAUAACGCUGUUAUAAUAAAAAUAACAAUUUUCACGGUUGACCGUCUGUAUAAAAACGUACACGAAGAAAUUUGAAGUCAUUGUAGCCGUUAGAUCUGUAU
Messenger RNA from Hylaeus anthracinus, 4658 nucleotides. It is a transcript of the gene dnr1, whose product is annotated as E3 ubiquitin-protein ligase MYLIP. The record is from RefSeq and is a predicted model, not a curated record. Gene Ontology annotation, cellular component: cytoskeleton. Bases 481 to 1920 code for a protein of 479 amino acids. Lineage: Eukaryota; Metazoa; Arthropoda; Insecta; Hymenoptera; Colletidae. Gene Ontology annotation, molecular function: ubiquitin-protein transferase activity. Gene Ontology annotation, biological process: ubiquitin-dependent protein catabolic process. The transcript has 7 exons.